AUGGCUGUAGGCGUGGCCACGUUAGAAUCAACAUCGCCACCGGUCAGUGUCCGGCGGCAUCGUUCGACUACUGUGCCAAUAAAUUACGCUGGACACGGACAGGUACUGUCCACCGCCAGACAUCGGUGCCGUGUUCUGUUUCUGACUCGGCUGGAGCCAGGCUGGCUGGCGCUCUCCAUUCGAUCACAGAACAUGGGACCUAAAUUAAAAUUCAAAAUGCAAGAUAUAUGA
Messenger RNA from Macrosiphum euphorbiae (potato aphid), 231 nucleotides. NCBI's taxonomy places the organism in Eukaryota, Metazoa, Arthropoda, Insecta, Hemiptera, Aphididae. The record is from the annotation of a GenBank genome assembly.